Molecule: messenger RNA, 715 nt
Organism: Hibiscus syriacus
Lineage: Eukaryota; Viridiplantae; Streptophyta; Magnoliopsida; Malvales; Malvaceae
Exons: 4
Coding region: 123-653 (176 amino acids)
Source: RefSeq, a predicted model, not a curated record
UCUUCACACAUCCUAUCCAACUAUCUUCUCCCCACCCUCCUGUCUAUUACCCAAUCCUUCUCUUGGUUUCAAGUUCCCGACACACCAGGGAAUUAAGGAAAAGAAAAAACGAAAUAAUAAACAUGAUGGUUGCAACAUUAUUGUCUCCAUGCAAUUCGACUUUAGUCCGUGGUUUUUUGGGCGUUAGAGACAGGAUUUUGAAUCAACAUGCCAAGGGAUGUUUUCAUGUUUAUCAGAACAAAAGGUUAUCUCGUAGGUUUCUUGUGUUUAAUGCAACUGAGGGUUCUGCCGAUUCCGGCAAGUCCGAAGAAAGUCUCCCUUCGUGGGCGAGACCAGAUUCGGACGAGCCCCCUCCUUGGGCUCAAGAUGAAGGAGGGAAGGGUUCCACUGCACAGCAGAGUUUUGAGGUUCCAUUCUUUGUUUACUUGCUUGCCUCGGCGAUAACUGCCAUUGCCGCCAUCGGUUCUAUUUUCGAGUAUAUUAACCAAAGGCCUGUGUUUGGAGUUUUGAACUCAGACAGUAUUUUCUAUGCACCCUUGCUUGGUUUCUUUGCAUUUACUGGAAUCCCCACUUCGGCGUUUCUUUGGUUCAAAUCUGUUCAAGUUGCUAACAAGGAAGCUGAGGAACAAGACAGGAGGGAUGGUUUUUUGUAAAGUCAGAUGACUCAAGUUGCCAUUGGCACUGUAAGUUAUUCACCAUGUAUAACUAUUCUCUC